AUGAUCUUCUAUCUUUUUUGCACCAUAGACAAACCGACACUCUUUAUAAUAAUUUCUUUGAAAUUAAACAGUGUGGAGAUACAGGGUGCUUAUAAUAGUUAUACUAGAGUGUAUACUCUCCCGUAGACUCAAAUAUAUUCAAUUUAAGGUGUCGAAGCGCCCUCAACCAUGAAGUUAAUCAAAGUUUGUGAAUACAGCCUUAAGGUUUUGGGAGAGAAUGGAUUUACCACAAAUCGUAUCAACAAUCUUCACAUUAGGUAUGAUCAAGUGUGCAAAACGCGACACAAGAAAAUGUAUGCCAAGAUGUAUAUUUAAUCUGUGAUUAAAAAUAUUUUAAUUUAUUAAUUAAAUCCAUCUAAUACUAAUUCUCAUUUCAAUCGCAAGAUUAACUUAAUUUCAAAUUAUUAGGAGGUUUUCUUAUGCAUAUCUUUAAGAUGCUGGAAAUAUUUAAAAGCAUGA
Paramecium tetraurelia is the source of this 459-nucleotide messenger RNA. RefSeq lists its product as uncharacterized. Lineage: Eukaryota; Ciliophora; Oligohymenophorea; Peniculida; Parameciidae. The record is from RefSeq and is a predicted model, not a curated record. The transcript has a single exon.